AUGUCGUUACUACAAUGAUAGUACAAACUUAUUUGCUACUUCAACAUCUAUAGUAUGCCAGACACUGCAUAAGGCGGGACGAACUGAAUAUUAAGUGAACAGAAAAAUGAGUUUACUGCCGAAGGAUUCAAAGGAGUUUGGCAGCAAGGAUUACUGGAACAGCUUCUUUGCCGGCCGUGGCUCGGAUACUUUCGAAUGGUACGGCGAGUAUGCAGACCUGUGUGGUCUGUUGCACACAUUCAUCAGACCCGCAGACCGUCUGCUUGUUGCUGGCUGUGGUAACUCCACUCUCAGCGCAGACCUUUACUCCCUGGGCUACAAGAGCAUCACGAACGUAGACGUUAGCGAGGUGGCGGUGCGACAGAUGCGCGGACGCUACGGGACGUCGUGCCCUGACAUGGUGUGGUGCCACGACGACCUCACGGCCUCCUCCCUGGACACGGCCUCCUUCACGGCCGUGCUCGACAAGGGCACGCUCGACGCCAUCUUCACCGACGACUCCACGGCCGUGGUCCAGACCGUGCAUAAAUAUCUGUCCGAGGUGUUGCGGCUGCUGCGGUGUGGAGGACGCUACGUGUGCGUGUCGCUGCUGCAGGAACACAUCCUGCAACACCUCCUGCAAUGGAGUCACAGCCAAGGAUGCAUCACGAGGAUCUGCAGAUGCGUGGAGGCCGAGGAAAGCACAAAGAAGCAAGGGAGGUUUACACUGCCGGUUUUCGUGGUGGUCUGCACCAAACUCAGACCAGUGCCUGGUGUUAUACCAGUGCUUGAGAGCUGCCUCGGGGGCGGCGCCCCCCAGCGCGUGUCGCCCGAGGAGCUGCAGCAGGAGGUGCGCGCUCUGCAGCAGUACAGCGCCGCCACUCACGCCCUCCUCAGGAAGGUGUCGUUGGGUGAAGAGGCGCGGCUGGAGCUUUGCCACGCCAAGACGGGCGACCUGCGCUACGUGCUUUACAUCCUCGAUGCUCCGACGUCUGCUGCGCCUCCCGCCCUUCCUAUGGGCGUCUUCAUCGUCCCUCAGCGCAGAUUCCAGGUGCCGUUCCUGACAGCAGGGGGUGACGUGGGCUCGGUGCGUCGCGUGUGUGGCGGGGAGAGCAAGUAUAGCGGCAAGUACGUCGUGGAGGACGUUCAGGGUGACGAGGGAACGGCCUUCCGACGUCUCAUAUUCUUGAACAAUCCCAACGCCAUACAGUCUGAAGUGCGACUGCUUAACGCGUCAGUCGACAGCUCGUCUCAAAGCAACAGCAAAGGAAAGAAGAAGAGGCAGAAGAACCCAGGGUCUGAAGUGAACGAGGCCCCCACACUGGACCAACAUUACCUGUCAUGUCAGCAUCACCUCGCAAUGGUGGGAGGUCUGGGACUAGUCCAUUGUCGCGGUCGGGGCAUGAUAUUGGGACUUGGAGGCGGACCUCUUGCAACUUACAUACACCAACAUUUCCCUAAGAUAAUCAUGGACACAGUAGAACUAGACGAGGCGAUGGUGAAGGUAGCGAAGCAAUGCUUCGGCUUCAAGACGACUCCAAGGCUGACUGUUACAGUUCAAGACGGUCUCGAAUUUUGUGAAGAAAAGGCCAAUAGUGGCACGGUUUACGACUUUAUCUUGAUGGACGUGGACUCUAAAGACGUGAGCGUCGGCAUGAGCUGCCCGCCACAGGAGUUUGUGACACUUGACUUCCUGAAGAUCUUGGCGGCGUGUCUACGGCCGGGAGGCUUAGCCAUACUGAACAUGGUGUGUCGCGACAGUGGCGUAUGGCAAGACUGUGUUGAGAGGAUCAAGUCGGUGUUCGGCGAUAUAAUCUGCCAGAGCAUCCCGCACGAGGUCAACAGGUUGCUGCUCUGCAUCAAGCCUCAGGAAAACCAUCUUGGUCGACCUGGAAGUCAGGUUCUUGAUGGUCUCCGCAGCAGCCUCGCUUUAGUUAAUAGAUUAUUGAGAAGAAAAAAUAGCAAGGAGGAUGCCAUAGACAUUGAUGAUACUAUGAAGAAUAUCGUUAUACUAUGAUUAAGAAACUGACGUCAGUAUUGGUGGUAGGAUCUUACUUCUUACAUUCAGGUGUUUGAACAAUAAAUAUUCAUAAAAUUUAAUACAU
Molecule: messenger RNA, 2084 nt
Organism: Hyalella azteca
Lineage: Eukaryota; Metazoa; Arthropoda; Malacostraca; Amphipoda; Hyalellidae
Product: eEF1A lysine and N-terminal methyltransferase
Exons: 12
Coding region: 107-1996 (629 amino acids)
Source: RefSeq, a predicted model, not a curated record